Molecule: messenger RNA, 1455 nt
Organism: Rotaria sordida
Lineage: Eukaryota; Metazoa; Rotifera; Eurotatoria; Philodinida; Philodinidae
Source: the annotation of a GenBank genome assembly
AUGGGUCUACCGGGACCAACUCCACGCUGGUUCUUUGGUAAUUUCAUUGAGUUAUUCACUCAUAGUCGACAUUCAGCUGCUUGUUUAGCAGAUUGGACAAAAGAGUAUGGAAAAAUCUAUGGUUAUUUUAUUGGUCAUACACCUAUUAUAUGUGUUUCUGACCCAGAUUUACUUCAAGAAAUAUUUAUAAGUAAAUUCAGUCACUUUCAUUCACGACGGCCGUUACCACUACAACAACAUGAUCUUCGACAUUUACUGGCUUCGACAGAUGAUGAAUGGAGAAGACAACGUUCAAUAAUUCAGCCAACAUUUAGUCCACAUAAAUUAAAAGAAGUGCGAACAAUAAUUGACCAAUGUAUCACUGGAUUAAUUGAAAAAUUAGAUCAACAAAAACCAAAUGUUGAAUUUGAUAUAUCAUAUUUACUUAAACGUACAUCAAUGAAUAUUAUUUUAAAUGGUGCAUUUGGUAUUAAUCCAAAUAUACAUGAAAAGUUAAGUGAAACAUUUUUUCAACGAUGUUUACAAGUAUUUGAAUUGAAUAUAUUUCAAACUACUUUAACAAUAUGUUCAAUGCUUUUACCGGAAUUAAAUUUUUUAUGGAUUGCAUGUUUUAAAUAUACAAAUAUAUUUCGUUUAUGGUUAUGUGAUCAUAUACCGUUUAUGAACCGUUUUAUUAAUACUGAUCCACAUACAUGGCUUUUGUACCAUGUUGAAAGUAUAAUUAAACAACGUUGUUUACAUGGAAUUCAAAGAAUUGAUUUAUUACAGUCAAUGAUUGAUGUAACUGAUGUUUUUCACAAUAUGUCUUCUUCAUCAAAAUUAUCAAAAUAUCAUUUAAAUCUAGAUGAAUUAUUAAAUAAUAUUUAUUUAUUUAUGAUUGGUGGCUUCGAAACAACAGCAACAGCUCUUAGUUAUCUUGCAUUUAUAUUAGCAACACAUCAAAAUGAACAAGCACGUUUACAAGAUGAAAUUGAUCAUGUUUAUGAUGAUUAUGAACAAUUAAUUAAACUUGAUUAUCUCGAUUGGUUUAUACGUGAAACAUUACGAUUAUAUCCUAUAGCACCAUUUAUUGUCAAUCGACAAUGUAAUAAAAAAUGUCGAAUAGGUCAAUUCAAAAUUGAAGAAGGUACAAAUUUUGCAGUUGAUAUGUUUAGUAUACAUUAUGAUGAAAACUUAUAUGGUCCAGUAAGUCCAUUAAAAUUUUAUCCUGAACGUUUUCAAGAAAAACGACAUCCAUUAGCUUGGCUACCAUUUGGAGUUGGACCAAGAAAUUGUGUUGGAAUGCGUUUUGCAAUGUUAGAAAUUAAACUAGCAUUAGUAAGAAUUCUUCGUCGAUAUACAAUUUUAUCCGGUGAACGUACAUUAAGUCAAUUUGCUGAACAUGAACGAUUUGUUAUUGCACCAAAAAAUGGUAUUUGGAUUCGUUUACAACGACGCAGUAGUCAAAUAAGAUAG